GAAUAAGCACCAGAGGCAGUUCAUCAGAAAGAUUGGGUCUCGCAGGUUGUACACCUUCAUUAUGUUCCAGUACGCCACUUAUUUUCUGUACGUCCUUGUUUCUUGGGAUGUGUGGAGAGCCUUUGCUCAAGAUCAGAACAAUGCGCCCCAUCAUAGUGCAGUGUACAAUCCGCAAUCCGGACUUGAUCAGAUUGGUAUACACCAGCAACAAUGGUUCUCCUACAACUCCUUGAGACAAGCUCUAACUGAUGAAAAAAUAAACAAGCUAGAAAUGCGAUUGCUGGCGCUACUGAAACAGUUGGAAUCUCAACUUCAGACAUUACGAAACCUACAGGAACUCGAGAAGGAAAGAAUAAAAGCCUCCAAGAGGAUCAUCAAGCCGUUCUUUGAAAAGAUUGGCUCCAGGUACUUUUACAUUGAGAAGCAAAACAAAGUGAAUUGGUAUUUGGCAUUUGAUAAGUGUCGUCGAAUGGGCGGGCACCUGUUAAAUGUCAAAAAUGAGACGAAUUUCGACGAAAUAUUCUCAAAAGUGCCCCCCGGUAAUUACUGGAUAGAUUCUGCCAGCUUGGAUAAGAAAGAUGGCUACUUCAUGUCUACACUAACCGGAAGAAGUGCCCGUUACCUAAAGUGGAAGGGUACAAGGAAUACAAGUUUCGUCAACUGCGCUAUGAUAAAAUCGAAAGAAAUGUAUUCGGUCAAUUGUCAGAAUGCCAAUUUUUUCAUAUGUCAAGCCGAGCCAUGGUAUUAAAAUCUGACAUUAUUAAUUUAAUUUCUAAAAGUUUACGUUUCUCAUCAAGAAUAAAAUAAUGUUAUGUACAAGUAAGGGUUCCAUUGGUUUUUAGUUACUUUAGUUUAUAUAAAUAGUUAAAAAUAUUCGUCACGAUAUGCACGUGGUAAUUGAAUCUCAAAGGCUUUGAGAAGUUUUGUUCCGGUGUAUUACCUCCUUAGAAUGUGUGACAAAGGUAGUUAAGCCCAGAGGCAGUUUGGAUCUCACAGGAUGUACUCCCUUAGUAUGUUCAAGUACGCAAUUUAUUUUUUAUCCGUCGUCGUUUCUUGGGAUCUGUGGAGAAUAUAUGCAGCAGAACAGAACGAACCCCAAAACCAAUCCGUACUUGAUCAGAUUGCUGUUAACCAACAAAGCUGGUUCACAUACGACUUGCAAAGUCGAAAUAAAACUCAGGAAAAAAUUGUAUUGUUGGGGAGACGCAUAGAAACCCGAUUGCUGGCGCUACAAAUGGAGAUGGAAGCUCAACUUCGAUCGCUACGUAACAUUGUGG
Messenger RNA from Drosophila suzukii, 1277 nucleotides. RefSeq names its product accessory gland protein Acp29AB-like. The record is from RefSeq and is a predicted model, not a curated record. Lineage: Eukaryota; Metazoa; Arthropoda; Insecta; Diptera; Drosophilidae.